Messenger RNA from Colossoma macropomum (tambaqui), 3088 nucleotides. Its product is annotated as kinesin heavy chain-like. Gene Ontology annotation, molecular function: ATP binding; microtubule motor activity; microtubule binding. The record is from RefSeq and is a predicted model, not a curated record. The coding region runs from base 119 to 2947 and encodes 942 amino acids. Lineage: Eukaryota; Metazoa; Chordata; Actinopteri; Characiformes; Serrasalmidae. Gene Ontology annotation, biological process: microtubule-based movement. The transcript is spliced from 25 exons.
GGGGUUCAGUCAGGACUGUCCGCGCUGCACCGCCUGUGACGCCGACUCGUCUGUGAUUAUUUUAAAAGAACUAUAAACUGUAUUAUUUGAGGAAAAGUCAUCUUGCUUUGAGGCGGGGAUGGCGGACGAGUGCGGAGUGAGGGUGGUGUGUCGGUUCAGGCCACUGAACGAAUCCGAAAUCAACAGAGGAGACAAGUACGUGCCCAAAUUCAGAGGUGAAGACACCGUGGUGAUCGCUGGGAAGCCGUAUGUGUUUGACCGAGUUAUUCCACCCAACUCGACACAGGAGCAGGUGUAUGAAUCGUGUGCGAAAGACAUCGUGAGAGAUGUUCUGAGUGGCUACAAUGGCACCAUAUUCACCUACGGCCAAACUUCAUCAGGGAAAACGCACACCAUGGAGGGAAAACUUCACGAUCCUCAGCUUAUGGGGAUAAUUCCUCGUAUCGCUCAUGACAUUUUCGAUCAUAUUUACUCCAUCGAGGAGAACCUGGAGUUCCAUAUUAAGGUUUCCUACUUUGAAAUUUAUCUGGAAAAAAUCAGGGAUUUGCUGGACGUGUCAAAGACCAACCUGGCGGUGCAUGAGGAUAAAAAUCGUGUUCCAUAUGUGAAGGGUUGUACCGAGCGCUUCGUCUCCAGUCCAGAGGAGAUGAUGGAUGUGAUUGAUGAAGGAAAAUCAAACCGUCACGUGGCCGUAACCAAUAUGAAUGAGCACAGCUCCCGCAGCCACAGCAUCUUCCUCAUCAACAUCAAACAGGAGCAUCUGGACACAGAGCACAAACUCACAGGCAAACUGUACCUGGUCGACCUGGCUGGCAGUGAAAAGGUCAGUAAAACAGGAGCAGCCGGGGCGGUGCUGGACGAGGCUAAAAACAUCAACAAGUCUCUGUCUGCCCUUGGCAACGUCAUCUCUGCACUGGCAGAGGGCACUAAGACUCACGUGCCGUAUCGUGACAGUAAGAUGACUCGGAUUCUGCAGGAUUCUCUGGGUGGAAACUGCAGGACCACAAUCAUCAUCUGCUGCUCUCCAUCUGUCUUUAACGAGGCCGAGACCAAAUCCACACUGCUGUUCGGACAGAGAGCUAAGAGCAUCAAGAACACAGUGUGUGUGAAUGUGGAGCUGACGGCAGAGGAGUGGAAGAAGAAAUAUGAGAAGGAGAAACAGAAAAGAGAGAGUCUGAAAGGCGUCAUAGAGAAACUGCAGACAGAGCUCAACCAGUGGAGGAACGGUGUUUGUGUACCUGUGCAGGAACAGUUGAGUGGUGAAGAUCAGAAGGAGAUGGGUGACAGUACACCAGUCAUCAGCAGCACUCUACCCUCCAUCACCACAGUUACUGCUGUGGAGAAGGAUCAGCAUGAGGAGAACCUCAGAAACCUGUACAAACAACUGGAUGACAAGGAUGAUGAGAUUAACAUGCAGACUCAGCUGGCUGAGAAACUCAAGCAGCAAAUGGAGGUGCAGGAAGAGUUGUUAGCGUCAUCGCAGCGGGACAGUGUGCGUUUGCAGGAGGAGCUGUGCUGUCUGCAGAUGGAUAAUGAGGAGCUGAGGGGGGAGGUUAGGGAGGUGCUGUCUGCGCUGGAGGAGCUCGCACUCAACCACGACCAGAAGUGCCAGGAGGCAUCCGCCUGCACACUCGCCAACCACACGCUCACCCAGCAGCUCACGCUGAAGAACGAGCUUCUAGAGGCCGCUCAAAGGGACUUGGCAGAACAGCUGGAGGUCUGUGCUGUCCAGAGGAGGAGAGCAGUAGAGAUUCUCGGUCUGCUGCUGAGAGACCUCAGCGAUAUGGGAGCCAUCAUGGGUACCAAGGAUAUCAAAACGUUGUGCGAUGGCAGCUCUUCUCUAGAGGAGGAGUUUACAGUGGCUCGGCUCUUCCUCACGAAACUGAAGUCAGAACUAAAAAGCCUCAUAAACCGCACCAAGCAGCUGGAGACUGCCCAUGACCACGCCUCUCUCAAGAUACUGGCCAAUGAGAGAGAACUGGCCUCCUGUCAGUUACUCAUCUCCCAGCAUCAGGUGAAGAUCAAGUCUCUGACGGACUACAUGCAGAAUGCUGAGGAGAGGAGGAGACAGCUGGAGCUCAGCCAGCACAGGCGAACAGAGGAGCUAGCCAAUGUGCACACACUCGAAAGCAAUCAGGACUUGUGUGAAGUUGAGAAGAAGAAAGAGCAGCUAAAAAUGAACCACACACAGGAAAACAAGAGUGUCCUGAUUGAGGGCCACAUAGAGACCCCUCAGAAGCAGCUGGCUCACCUGCAAGAUGAACUGUGCAGCAAACAGAGGAUGCUGGAUGAAGUGCAGGAGUAUAAUGAGAAUUUGCUGUUGGAGCAGAGAAAACUGCGCUCUGAUUAUGAGGCUCUGAAGAUACAGGAGCAGGAGAAAGAUCAUAAACUGCAGAGAUUAGUCUUACUUAAUGAAAAGAGGGAGCUGGCCAGUCAAGAGCUGAGGGGUCUUGAGGAGACAGUGGCCCGAGAGCUGCAGACCUUACAUAAUUUGCGAAAGCUGUUUGUGCAGGAUCUGUUGACACGCGUGAAAAAGAGCACUGAGCUGGACUGCGACGAAGGUGGGAGCAGUUUUCUACAGAAACAGAAGAUCUGCUUCCUGGAAAAUAAUCUAGAACAGCUCACCAAAGUCCAUAAACAGCUGGCUCGGGAUAAUGCAGAUCUGCGCUGUGAGCUACCGAAGCUGGAGAAGCGUCUGCGUGCGACUGCAGAGAGGGUAAAGGCUCUGGAGGCGGCCCUCAGACAGGCCAAAGAGAGCGCUGCACGAGACCGCAAACUCUACCAGCAGGAGGUGGACCGCAUUAAAGACGCAGUCCGAGCAAAGAACAUGGCACGACGUGGACACUCUGCUCUCAUCGCCAAGCCUAUUCGUGCAGGUCACCAUCAUACAUUCUGUCCAGUUGCUUUGAGAGGAGGACCGACAGUCUACAGCUAUCAUCAUGUUUAGUCAACCACCAGCCUGUUGUCAUCUCCAUAACUACGCUACAGUCGUUCUUGUGACAACAGCCAAACCACAGCCUUUACCCUUUAUUGCUCAUCUGGCUUACUGCUGUGGUUCUUUUGUGACCUGUUCCAUGAUAUCAAGCAC